AUGGGGCCUCCUCCUAUAGAGAUUCUGGGAGGCUCCUGUGAAGAGAAAUCUUACCUUCUGCCGCUGCUUUCCAUAUGUCCCGGCAUCUCUCAUGGGACGGAGUCCAGCAAGUUCAAGGAUCUGGCCGACCACCCCAUCUGUUGGGGAAUAAGAACCCCCGUCCCCUUCUGGGUCCUUCUGGCCGGACUGCGAGUCGCACUGACACAGACAGAUUCCGGGCAGGAAAUCAAAGAGCAAAUCCGUGGACAGGAAGUGACUCAGACAGGAGGAAGACACGUGGGUUCCGUGGGGCAGGAGAAGGACCAGCAUUCAGAACAGAGACCGGGGCAGCCCAGAUCCCCCCGCCCUGCCCCUCCUGCCGCUGACCAGAGGCCGGAACAUGCCGGCCCCAGAGGGGGGCUGUCCGCGCCUUCUUGGACCCUCGAGAAAACACCGUCUUGGGUCAUGAGCCGCCGCACGGACCGUGCUGUUCUGUCCCCCUUCCUCUUCCCGGAGAACACAGCCUGUCCCGCGAGCUCCCGGGAGGCGGCACCGUGCCAGGCUAUUUUUGGACAUCAGGGUGACACAAACCGCUCGCUUGUAAACAAGUGGCCGUCACUCGUGUCCCCGGGGUCUGAGGAGCUGGGCGUUUCCGAAGGACAGGGUGUCGUGUGACGAGAGCCUGGCUGCCCUGCCUGGAAGUGUCCAGCACAGGAAGGCGUUCCUCGAGCGAGCGGAGCGGCGUUCCUGGCGAGGCUCCACGCGGUCCCAGGGGCGGCCUCCCGGGGGCUGGGCCGUUUCUGUGCCUCGGGACUGUGACGCAACAGGUCAGCUGCUCCUCCGAGAAGAGACUGCGGGCGGCUCCGUGCUUGCCGAAACACGGCGGCAUGGGACCCACAUGCAUAGCAAACCCUGUCCUGCGGCGGCCACGGAGGAAGGCCCCAGAAGGCCACACACGGCCGCAGGCCCGCUCCCAGGCGCAGGCGGUGGCUUCAGCUCCAGGAGCUCAGCUGCUGUGCCCGCCGCAGGGACCCUUGCAAAAGAGGCUGCGGAGCUGGUGUGUCCUGGGAGGGACGGGGCUGCUCCCAGACGACCUGAACGGGCCCCGGGCUGCCCUGGGCUAAAGUCUGCAGCUUCUGAGCGGUCUGUCUGCACCGGGGGGUGAGAGAGACCCCCAGGGUCAGGCCGCCAUGCGGAGAGGCCGUGCGUCAUCCUGUUCGGGGGGGCAGGGCUGCAGGGAGUCACACCCGUGAGCAAGGGGGCAGGCAGAGGCCCCCAUUCUCCGAGGAGGACCUGGACAUGCAGGGAAGAGCCGGCCCUCGGCGAACUUGGGCCCUUCAGACGGGGGCUGCGACGGGCCUCGGGGGCUGCGGGUAGUGCCGCGCUGAGGGUCCAUCAGGGGCUUUGCCCCUUCGUGGGAGACCCUUGGCCACCGCCUGGGUGGCAGAGUUCUGGCCCCUAAGCACUGAGAUGUGGGCCCCAGGACUUCGGCCCUGCUUAGCCAAGCUCUAUUCCCACUCCCAGAAUGGAGGAGCUCUUUCUGGGACAGCCUGGAGGGGCCACGGUGGCACUCCGCAGGGGAGGCCGUGACAUGCCCAACGAAAGAAGAGGGACCCGCCAAAGUCACCCGGGUGGCUCGGGUGGCUAGAGACGAGGUGAUCAUGCUCUUUGCCAAGUGUGGGCCGCAGGGAAGGAGCCCGCUGAGUGGUGGCAGGGGGAGGGAGGAGGCUCUCGGGUGCUCCUGGGGCUGGAGGCAGCCGUGGAAUGACUCCCCGGUGCAGCUCGACACACACUUGGGAACCACAGCGGCUCCUCCCGGACUGGAGGCCAGGGACUGACAGAGCAGGUUUCCCCAGAGGGCGCAUGCGGGGCUGGAAUCAGGGCCAGGAAGGGUGUGAGGACUGGAGCCUGGGUGCCCAGGGCGGAGCUGGGCUGCCCACGACCUGCGCCCAGGAUUCCCGCCAGGGUCUUGCCCUUGAGCUGGAAGCCAGCACUUCCCUUGGAAGGACAAUAACCAGCCGCCAGUGGUUUGCAUCCCAGGACUGGGGGGCGGUGGAUCUGACUAGAAACACCCUGCCUGGCCACGGGGACCGAGACCCACCUGCCCAGGAGCCCGGAGCGUGGUAUCACUCCCCGCUGAGAAUGAGCACUGGGCUUGGGCAACAGCAGAGCUCUCCCGAGCCAGCCCUCGGGCUCCACAUCACCCUGGAUGCCCAGGGGCCACCAGCCCAGGGAGGGCUAACUCCCCCGGGGUACUUUUCUCCUACUCCCCCCUGGCUCUGGAAGUGAUUGGCUGGGAACGGACACACACAUGUCCGCAUUCCACAGGCACCUCCCGGGCCAAGAGUCUCGUUUCUCCUUCACGUCCUUGACCACCUUGAACCCACCACAGAGGUGUUGUUAUACCAGGCAGCUCCCAGCGUCCAGGGAUUAAAGCGAGCGCCCAGCCCCCACUCAAGGCUGUGUGACUACAAUCCACAGCACACUGUCCACAGCCACACCAUCCCAUCCCCG
Lutra lutra (Eurasian river otter) is the source of this 2493-nucleotide messenger RNA. RefSeq lists its product as uncharacterized. The coding region runs from base 1 to 654 and encodes 217 amino acids. The record is from RefSeq and is a predicted model, not a curated record. The transcript is spliced from 4 exons. NCBI's taxonomy places the organism in Eukaryota, Metazoa, Chordata, Mammalia, Carnivora, Mustelidae.